Neolamprologus brichardi is the source of this 5405-nucleotide messenger RNA. The record is from RefSeq and is a predicted model, not a curated record. NCBI's taxonomy places the organism in Eukaryota, Metazoa, Chordata, Actinopteri, Cichliformes, Cichlidae.
GUGCAGAGGGGAGAGGGAGGCAGCAGAGUCCAGAUGGAGGAGCUCUGUUUGUUUUGAAGUAGCUGACUGCUGCUGAGAGCAGGGCAGGGUGGAGGGGGAAACCUCGCACUCGCUCAGGGCGACAACGAGACAACAUACUGGUGUUUUGUUUGCCUGUGUGGACAGUUCUCCUGUCGCAGCUGUGCUGCUCAGUGUGGAGGCGCUCUAUGCAGCUCAAGGUCAGGAACAGCCAGCGGCAGCCUCGGGGAUUUGUCCCAUCUGGAUCUUGGGACCCGCGGAGGGAGGUGGGAAAACUUUCCUUGUUUAAAUAAAUGGCCAUGGAGAGCCAUGGGGCUGUGAAGAGGAUGUGAGGCCCGGGAUACUGUCACUACCUCCCAAAAGUAGCGUCAGUUCUCCUCUGGCUGAUCUCGUGUCAGAGACGAAGGGAAUGGGCCCAGCCUCACUGCAGGAGGACAGAGAGCUGAGGAAAGAGUCCAAGGAGGAGAUGGAGAGCUACCGCUGCCUUCUACAGGCAGGCUCCCAGCUAGAGAGCACUCUGCAGCAGGUGACUGUGCCUGUGAGCAUGAAGGAAGUGGGAGGCUAUAUAGAGAAACAGGUAGCAUACCUCUCAGGGGGCCGUGGGGAAGACUCCAGCGUUAUCAUCACCCUCCCAGAAUGCUCAGCUUUCAGUGACAUUCCAGAGGAAGCUCUAGCCAAAGUUUUUACCUACCUCACUCUCAUCCCUCGAACGAGGCAACCUGGAGUCAAAUUUAUCGUUAUUUUAGACCGAAGGCUGGACACUUGGGCAUCUAUCAAAACGGCGCUUGCCAGGAUAGCAGUGGUGAUGCUGAGUUCUGUCACAGACCUGCUGCGCUACAUCGAUGAGAACCAGCUGACGUCAGAGUUUGGAGGCACUCUGGACUACUGUCACAGUGACUGGAUUGUUUUGCGGACGGCCAUUGAAAGUUUCGCUGUAACAGUCAAAGACAUUGCACAGAUGCUACAGGGCUUUGGCACUGAGCUGGCAGAGACGGAGCUGCCCGAAGAGGCGAAAGCCAUAGAGUGUCUCCUCGAGUUGCACACGGACAAGUACAGAAAACUGAAAGAUGCAAUCAGGUCGGUGUCAAAGGAGGGUCGUCAUCUUCUCUCCAGCCUGGAGACCACUGCGAAGGAGGAUGACUCCCAGUGGGACGUGAAGCUGGACUGGGAGACGGUGCAAAGGCUUCUCGCCCAGCUCAGAGACAUGGAGUCUGCCUUUGAUGGCUUUUUUGAGAAGCAUCAUCUAAAGCUCCAUCAGUAUCUCCAGUUGCUCAGAUAUGAGCAAAGCUUUCAGGAGAUGGAGUUAUGUCUAGAGCAUCUCACAGCUCAGGAGAGGGAACUAUGCAUAUCUGCGAACAGUCUGGCUGAAACAGAACAGGCCCUCAAAAGGCUGAACAAUCUAGAGUCCAAUGCACAGCUGGCCAAUCAGCUAGUAGAUAAGUUUCAGUCUAAGGAGGGGGCCCAGGCUGCUCUGAGGGACAUUGAGAAGCUCUUGGAAGGGGCUCCGUCUAUGCUGAGCUCAGGACUCGACACUGUAACUGCUGAAUAUGAGGCUGUUAUUACACCUCAUUUUCAAGCCCAGAUUGGGAAAACGUUUGAGAAGCACGCAGCAGUACAGCAGAUGAUCCAGAAUCGACAGGCUUGUCUAAGGAAGCUGGCUGAUAAACACGUACGACCGGUCCAACUGGUGGCCCCCAGGCCUGAAAACACACCACGAUCCAAGUCUCCGCUCUUCUCUCCAAAACAUGGUGAUGGAUUGAAGUUCACAUUCGAUCUUUCUCUGCCUGGGAAAAGAGCAUCGAGAAAGGUCCCCAACUCUCGAAAAAUAGAGGUGAUGCACGACUACCAGGAGAGCCGGAGCUGUGUGUCGUACAGUCUGGAUGGAGACGACAGCCCAGAUCUCUUGAAGCGUCAUGUAAUGAGGGAACUCAUAGAAACUGAAAGAAUCUACGUGGAAGAGCUGCUGUCAGUGUUACUGGGUUACAGGGCUGAAAUGGACAACCCAGCUCUGUCGGGGGUCCUGCCCCCAAUACUUCGCAGUAAGAGAGACAUUCUCUUUGGAAACAUGCCGGAGAUUUACAAUUUUCACAGCAGGGUUUUCCUUCAGGACCUGGAAGGAUGCCUGGAGGCUCCUGAAGGUGUGGGAGCGUGUUUUCUGCAGCGGAAAGAAAGCUUCCAAAUGUACGAAAGCUACUGUCAGAAUAAGCUACGCUCAGAGGCACUGUGGAGACAAUUCUCAGAUUGCGGCUUCUUUUUGGAGUGUCAAAAAAAGCUGGAGCACAAACUGGGCCUGGAUUCCUAUCUGUUGAAACCUAUCCAGCGCCUCACAAAAUACCAGCUGCUGCUGAAGGAGCUGAUAAAAUAUAGCACAGACGGUGAGGGCACCUCUGAACUCCAGGGGGCACUAGCAGCCAUGCUGGACCUUCUCAAAUCAGUCAAUGACUCCAUGCACCAGAUUGCAAUCACAGGAUAUGAGGGUGAUAUUUGUGAGCUGGGCCGUGUGCUGAUGCAGGGAUCCUUCAGCGUGUGGAUCAGCCAUAAAAAGGGCCCCACUCGCAUGAAGGAGAUGGCUCGUUUCAAGCCAAUGCAGCGGCACCUCUUCUUGUACGAGAGAGCUCUACUUUUAUGCAAGCGAAGGGAGGAGCAUGGAGAUGGCUGUGACAAGACCCCUUCAUACAGCUUCAAGCAUUGUCUCAAGGUUUGUCUAAUUUUAAGCAAUGCAAUAGUUUUCUGGAAGAGUGGCCACUUCUUUUUAAGGUAAAUCAGAGCUCCUACAGUGGAGGUGAAGAUGGCCUGGCUCAACGAGCUCCGUAGAAUCCUGACUAACCAGCAGAAGAUGCUUAGAGAUGAAGCAUAUCAACACGGCCACAUCGUUGACCACAUGCCACUUUCUCCACCACUCUCUGAGAGCAAACAGCAGAGGGCAUCAGUGAGUUCAGAGGAGACAGAGUCUGGGAGGAGCAGUCCAGACCCCCAGCCCCACUCCCCGAAACACCAGCACAACCGUAGGAGCUGGCCAGGAGCACCUCACUCCGUAGACAUCUGCGAGGGUCUGGAGGAGUGGCCUGGAGGUCGCGACCCCUUCCAUCCAUCUGACACAGAGGAGGAGGUUUUGGUGCAGCUGUCUCCAGGCAGAUACAGGGUUUUGGCUGACUGUCUCCAAAACGGACCAGACAGCAUCGUCAUCAAACGUGGAGACGUCAUCCAACUACAAUGUGAAGACAACAGGGGGCGCUGGCUGGUGAAAAAUGUGACUCUGCAACAAGAGGGCUUCAUACCAGCUGCCACCCUGCAGCUGAUUAUAGGAGGCAGCAGGCGCGAAAACUCCUCCAGACUAGGGGACCCAGGAAACCUGAAGGUGAGAAAGCUCAGCUCCCCAUAGAGAAGAAAGCACAUAUUGUGAUAAUAUUUACCUUUGGGUGAGAAUGAACAGACAGAAAGCAGACUGAGCCGUAGCUGUCUCGUAACUGAUCCUCCCAUGUCGUCUUCUUUCAUCAACGUUCAGUCAUUAAAAAGACAAACAUGGAAAUCUACACACAAGUUUUUUUCUAUGGCUUUGACUGACAAUCUCCUAAACCAGAGUUUUCUGACAGUGAAGGUGUGGAGAGGUACCAGCACAAAGACACUGGAGCUGAUGAAACCACUACGGACAAUCAACAAGCUACCCCUGGAUCUUGUUUGGUCUUCCUCUUUUCCUAUUAGUGAUAAAUAUCUCUUCCCUCUGGCGCUCACUUUGCAACACAUGCAAUCGGGAUGCGAGUUUGCUGCUUAAACAAUGGGUCAUUUCACAGUCUGUGGACUCUUCAAUCCUAAUACUUGAGGUUAAAGUAACUUUAUGGGUUUGUGUGUGUGUGUGUGAGCUCCUGUCUCAGUAUGUGACGAAUGGAUGCUAACCCAGGAUUUGCCUAAAAAAACUUUCUUAAAACAUAUACAUGCCACCGUGCGCGGUGUCAUUUUUAACAUUUACUGUAUCUCGCCGUUUCAUCUCGUCAUUGCAUUUUUCUUACAUUUUGCUCCUUAAGGCGUCCUCUUCUGUACAGUACGGGAGUUACAAUGCCAAAUUGUGCCAUGCCAUAAUGCCUUUUUUAUUCUUGCUCUUGUAGAGUCUUUUGUAUACUGUUUGCAAACUCAAAUACUCUGUCCUUGCUUUAAACUGACCUCACAAACAUUCAACGGGCACUUUAAUAUGGUGGAAGAAUGAUGGAAACUAAAAAUCCACCUUUUGUUUACCGAAUGUGUUCAUUGCUCGCUGCUUUACCUCUCUUACUGUGCAUAUUUCCUUGUGUUCUAGAUGCUAUUUUCUUUGUUUAUUCUUCUGUGAUGUAUGAUGAAUGUAUGAGGGAGGCAGGGAAGACACAUGCCUCCUGCGUGCAGGAAGCGGUUGACGUGUCAAAGAUGGUAAUGUAAGGCACAGGCAAAUGUGAUGAAGAUUGAUGGCAGUGUAUUCCUCUGUGUGUGCCAUAGACAAGUGGGAGGCACAUGCCACAGAGUCCUCAAACACUGUCAUUUUCAUCAUGAUCUUUUGGGAGCUGUCUUAUCAAAUGCAGCAAAGGAAGAAAAACUGAAGCAGAACGAGAGAGAAUGAUCUGCUGUGUGUGCUCGGCCAUCACAGAGGCAAAUUGUUUCUUCGCCAGCAUUACAGCUCGGUUAAUCUUGGGUUCCCCUUUAAAAUGGAUCAUACAGCCAACAUGAAAUAUACCCUCUGUAUUGAACACUUAAUUAAAUAUUGAUUGCAGACUUAUAUGAAUUUACCACAUCAAAUUGAGCCCCCGGUCGGAGGGCUGGCUUUGAUACGAUGCAUUUGAUAUGGAAAUGAAUCUAGAAAGCAGAAGGGGCCACUGCGCAACAUUUCCUGUGUUGUUAAUUUAUUUAUUUUACUGUCCAGUCCCAAAUGAAAUUACAUACCCAUAUUUUUACAGGAGCUAUGCUUGAUUCUUGUGCAACAUCUUCUUGAUUUGCUCUAUUAGCUUAUAUGAGAAAAAAACAUUGUUUGUUUGUCAUUUCAAUCCAAAAUGCUGCAGAAUUUGCACAGAUUUCCAGCUCGGGAAGCAAAAAUCACGCUUGAGACGUUACGUCUCUUGAUGAGCCAUAUACCCUACGCUAGUUGCUGAACAUUUCUUUCGAUAAAAAUGCAUGGCAACCGAACAAUGAGUUGGUUUGUAUUAUUAAAGUCAUUACUCUACACGGGCAUUUUUUUGUACAGCUUUUCUUAUGUAAAGAAAGCCAAAUGCAAAAGUAUUUGCUGCAAUAAUAUGUUUUUUUAAGUGAUAAAAUAAUAGUUGUUUUGACACAACUAAGCCCAGUCUUUGUCAUUCACCCUGAUUUAAUCUAUUAUUUCUGUCUUGUUUCGGUAGCAGCUGUCUUAAAUAAUAAAACUGCAGAAUUUU